This is a messenger RNA of Dimorphilus gyrociliatus, 1127 nucleotides long. The record is from the annotation of a GenBank genome assembly. Lineage: Eukaryota; Metazoa; Annelida; Polychaeta; Dinophilidae.
AGAUUCUUUUCAAAGAAGUGGUUGACAAAGUAGGAUAUUCGAUUGAGAACUAAGCCAAGACAAAGAAGGUAUAAUCCAAAUACAACUCUCUUAAGCGGUUUCCUUAUAAAAUUAGUUUUAUAAUCUUAAUUUUCCUUUAACGAAUUAGCAAGAAGUUUUAAGAAAUUAAAUACACAUUCGCGAAAAAAUUAAAUAAAUGCGAAUUAACAAUCGAAUAAGUAAACCUUAAAGUUGUGAUUUUUGAUAAUGAACUUGAACUUUUUAAUUUUUAUCCUGUCAAUCUAGUUCAAGAAUUCUUAUACUUUUGUUUUGUAAUUGUACGUAUAAGAUAAUGAAAAACUAAACAUUGGAAGGAAUAGGAAUUCUUACAGUUAUCAGAGUCAUCUAGUGUAUACAAAAGUUGAUAUUACAGGUAUUUUCUUCCCCGAUAGAUGUCAGAAUAGACUGGUUUUUCCAACAUUCUAUUUUCGCAUUGAGUCUACUUCUAGAACAUUCUGAAAAUGGCGACUGGAGAGUCCAGUGGUGUCGUUAUUGAGGAACUUCCUCCCGAACCAGUUAAACCUGCUGUAAAGCACCAGUUUUACGAAACCGAAACCCAUGUCGUUGUUUCGCUGUUUAUAAAGGGGACAAAGCGGGAGGAAGUUUUAACAAACUUCACCGAGAAUUCUAUGACCGUUGAUUGGAAUGAUCUUCAUUGGGAAGUCAAGUUAAAACAUGAAGUUGUUCCUGAUCAAUACGUGCUCAAAUGCCUAUCAACUAAGAUAGAAAUCAAAGCGAAGAAAUUAUCUGGCGCUCAUUGGGGAAAACUGGAAAGAGAGGAAGAAAAACUUGAUGUCCAUAAAUACCCAUCAUCUUCUCAUUAUACUAGGUCUAACGAUCAUUGGGACAAAUUAACCAAUGAAGUGAAGAAGGAGGAAGAAGAAGAAAAGUUGGACGGUGACCAAGCACUGAACAAAGUUUUCCAAAAAAUAUAUUCGGAUGGCACAGAUGAAGUGAAAAAAGCUAUGAUGAAAUCAUUCCAGGAAUCAGGAGGAACAGUUUUGUCCACUAACUGGAAGGAAAUUGGUAAAGAGAAAACCGAAGUUAAACCACCAGAUGGAAUGGAGUGGAAAACAUGGCAACAGUAA